AUGGGGAACGCCGAGCUCGCCGCGCGGUGGGCAACGCGGCGCGUCGACGACGAGAGGCCCGCGUCGCCCAAGAAGUACGACUUGUUCAUCAACCACCGCGGGGUGGACACCAAGCACAACGUGGCGCGCCUCCUGUACGACCGCCUCGAGCACCUCAGCGGGGGCCGGGUCCGCUGCUUCCUGGACAACAAGUCCAUGCGCCCCGGCGACAGGCUCCACGAGAGCAUCAACGAGGGCAUCAGGCAGUGCAGGGUCGCCGUGGCCAUUUUCUCCCCGCGCUACUUCGACUCCGACUUCUGCCUCCACGAGCUCGCCAACAUCGUGGAGUCGCGCAAGCUCCUCAUCCCCAUCUUCUACGGCAUCAAGCCCGACCGCUUCAGGUUCGCUCUCAACGAGGCCAAGUACACCGUCGGCCUCACCCACGACCCCUCCAAAGAGUACGUGCCCUCUUAUUUGCAACUCCAUCUCCAAUUCUCCAUGCACGUACACCAGGUCCGCCAAGUCACUGCAGAUCGCCAUUGCACAAAGAUGGAGUCAGUUCAAAGCUAG
Miscanthus lutarioriparius is the source of this 549-nucleotide messenger RNA. The record is from the annotation of a GenBank genome assembly. NCBI's taxonomy places the organism in Eukaryota, Viridiplantae, Streptophyta, Magnoliopsida, Poales, Poaceae.